AUGAAGAACUUCGUUACCGUCGCGGCUUUUGCUGCCGGUGCCAAUGCCCUCGUUGGCAGGAGCAACAGCUGCUGCUUCAGCCUGAACGCUUCUGGCGGUGCUUCUGGUACUCUUGGCCAGCUUUCUGACGGUCAGAACCGUAUUGGUGAUGACAGCCUGAGCCCUGCUCAGUACUGCAUCGACUCCAACGGUGCCAUCACUGAUGGUAACGGCCGUGGCUGCAUCCUGACUCCUCCUACCACUCAGUUCCAAUGUGACGAGGGUGCCACCCCUACUCCCGGCUUCUCCAUCAACUCUGAGGGUCAGCUCGAAUACAAGGGCAACACCAAGUUCGUCGCUUGUGAGACUGGUCAGAACGACGGCCUGAAUGUCUACACUGAGGAGAGUGACGCUGUCACCCAGUGCCAGGACGUCACCCUCGCUGCUGACUCCUGCUCGGGAUCCGGCUCUGGCUCUGGCUCUGGCCCCAGCUCUUCGGCCUCUCCCUCUUCGCCUGCUCCCAGACCUACCAGCUCGGUUCCGGUUGGCUCUGCUUCAACCCCCGCUGGUUCUUCGCCUAGCGGCGAGGCCCCUGUCGUUAUUCCCGUCUCCUCGGCUCCUGGCUCUUCCAAGCCCAAGACCACUGUCUGGACCACUGUGACUUCCUACGACUGCAGCACCACACCUGGUGUUCCCGUUGAGACUCCCUCUGGCCCUCAAUCUCAGACCGUUUCUGGUACCCCUGGUGUCCCCGGUGGAUCCCAGCCCUCUGGCACUCCUGGUGUUCCUGGCGGUUCUCAGCCCUCUGGCACUACUCCCGUUCCCUCUGGUACCGCUAGCGUCCCUGGCGGUUCUCAGCCUUCCGAGUCUGCUCAGCCCUCUGGUACUGCCUCCAGCUCUCAGCCCUCGGGAACCUCCACUGGAUCUCAGCCUUCCGGAAGUGCCUCUGGCAGCUGCCCUACUAACCUCAACGGCGAAUACACUGCUCCUCACCUGAUCAUCCCCGUUGACUCGUCGUCGCCCGACAACGCCCCCGGCACCUCCUUCAACGGUACCAUCUCGUCAGACAAGACAACCCUUUACAACUUUGACGUCCCUCAGUCUUACGCCGACAAGACCUGCAGCCUUGUCUUCCUCUUCCCCAAGCAGGAGGACCUUGAGACCUCUGCUUUCACUUUCAGCGGUGACGGCAAGAUCGACUUCGCUUCUCUCGAGUCGGCUGUGACCACCGACACCAGCUACAGCAACAUGCCUAGCGUCAAGGAGGACUACGGUGUCACCACUGUCGCUCCCGGCAACUCCUACGUUAUCUCGACCUUCUCGUGCCCCGCUGGUGAGGCCGUCAGCUACGAGAUGAAGAACUCUGGCAGCACCUACCUCGACUUCUUCGAGGACUACAACCCCUCUCCCAUCGGUCUCUACAUCACCACCUGCUAA
Aspergillus ruber CBS 135680 is the source of this 1416-nucleotide messenger RNA. Its product is annotated as putative GPI anchored cell wall protein. Bases 1 to 1416 code for a protein of 471 amino acids. The transcript has 4 exons. The record is from RefSeq and is a predicted model, not a curated record. Lineage: Eukaryota; Fungi; Ascomycota; Eurotiomycetes; Eurotiales; Aspergillaceae.